CGAAUUAACAGUAUACUGAAAAGCGACCAACACAAAAGAGUUCCACAACAACGUAAACAACUUGCCAGCACUUGUUUUGUUAUCAUAUGGGAGAUAAAAUAGGGAUAUUUCAGCAUGCGUAUUAUAGCAAAGACGCAAACAGACUCAAAUUGAAGACACCAACACCUGAUUGACAAUGACCUCAAAAUUACGAGGACCCAAACAUUUACAGUUGCUACAAAAAGAAAGUAAGAAGCUGCAUGGUGAUGUAGAAGAUCUUGAAAAUGCAUUGAUUCUUCACCAAAGGUUUCAAGAAGUGGAUGAAAACAGUGUUAGGGGAAUUCUAAGAAAGGAAAUUGGUGGAUCAAGAUGGGAGCAUGGCGGUGCUGGAAAGCUGAACAGCUAUAGAGGGGUGAAGGAUCUAAACAGAGAAAACUCAGAACAGAAGAGAACUGUGUCCCAGAAUCCAAAAAGAGAUCAAAGAAAUGGAGCCCAGCUGAAAGGAAACAGUAAUAAAAACUUAACUGUUGACAGUAAACAGCUAGGCUUUACGUAUAAUGUCAGUGAUAAAGCAUCAGAAGAUACAUCUCAAGUAAGUGGAAGAAAGAGAAGAGAGAAGGAGUGUGCUCCAACUGAUGAAGGAGACAAGAGAAAGAAGCAGGAAAGGGGAGGGAAGGAGGUACCCAUUACUAUGGACACCUUCACAGUGGAUAAAGUGUCUGACAUGAAAGCUAAAGUUUUGGAGAAGGUCAGUUCUAAAGUCAUAUGGAGAAAGAAAAAUUCUGAUAUUAAGGAUAUAAGUGCAGAGAGUAAAACUAAAUCAGGUGGUGUACAAAAUGAAACAAAGUCAAAAUCAGCUGUGAAAAAGGAAGAAGCUAGUGAAUUGAGAGUACCAACAAGUGAUUCUAGCAAAGAGGACAGAAGCAAAACUGUGAAAAGAAAGGACCUGGUGGCUCAGAAGGGCAAUGUUAAACCUUCCAGGGAGUUGUAUAAAGAGACCAAAAAAGAAUCCCCAAAACAAACCAACAGAAUCGAUCCUGAAUUGUUUAGCAAGAACACAACAUCUUUAUCAGAAGUCUCCAAGGUUCAUGAUGGUGAAGUAACAUCCAAAAACUUCAACUCUCAUUCCUCAUAUUCUAGUCAAAGUUUACAAAAGGAGUUGCUUUCAAAACCAAAAGACAAUGGUCCUAGUCCAACAAGAGUGAAAUGUGACCCUAGUGUUUACAUGUGGAUAAGGAGAAUGGCUCUUUUGGAGGAAGAAAAAUACAUUGAUAUGUUUGCAAGAAACGAAAUAGAUCUUAGUAUAUUAAUUACAUUGGAUGAAAAACAACUUGAAAAAAUGGGAGUUCUGGCCUUAGGAGCAAUGAAAAAACUCUUAACAGGAAUAGAGGAACUCAAACAAAAGAAGGAAAUCCAGCCAGUUCAUCAAGAUGAAAAUUCUGUUACUGGUAAAUCUAGUCCAAAGACCAGAAAUACAGAAAAAAUGUGUCCAACUACAUCUGCUUCUGUAAAAAGCAAAAGUGAAAUAAAGUCACCAAAGACUCCAGAGAGUUCAAGAAUGAAAGACUCUUCAUCUCCAUUCUCAAUUUCGUCCACAGGAGAUGAAAAACCAAAAGAUCGUACAUUCACAAAGCCUAGUGCUUCUGUAAAAAGAUCCAACAGCAUAUCACAAACAUAUACAAAAGUGGAGGCUGGCCAGAAUUUUGGCAGUGAAUCUCAAAGAAAUUCAAGGAAAUUGGAUAGAAAUAGCUCAGCUAGACCAAGAGAUAGUUCACUGACCAGAGGCAAACCCAGUAAAGGGGUCCUGUUAGCUGACAGGCCACAGAGUAGCAAAGGGAGGAGCAGGAAACAGAAAUCUGGUCCAAAUCUUCCCAGGGCAAACUCAGCAAAGUCUGCAGAUGUUACAAACAAAAAGGCAACAGAACUGGUCAACAAAAAGGCAGAAGAAGGCAUCAAAGCAGCACUAAAGAGAAGCAAAAUCAGACAGGAGCCAUCAGAGGAGAGAUUGUUAAAGGAACAAAACAAAUAUAACAGGGAUGAAAUGGCAGCAAGGCAUAUAGAGAGAGAAAAGAAAAAGAGAGAGGAAUCAUUGGAAAGAAUGCAACAAGAGGAAGAAGAAGCAAGACAGAAAGAAAUGGACACUACAGAGGAUGAGGAAGACUCUUUGGAGGAUCUAGUCAAGGUCAUCAACUAUGGCAACACAGUCAGGCCAACCGAAGCUGAUGGGGAGAUUCCUUUGAGUUCUUCACCUCAGAAACGACCCCUGUAUCGACCCAACCCCUCCAAACCCCCACUUAGACAAAGUAUGGCUGCUCCAAUCAGUUCCCCCUACCUCCAUCAGGAAAACCAAGGUUUUAGUUCCAACAGAAAUAUGUCCAGUCGACAUUCCUACAGCUCCAGAACAAACACCGUCAAAGACAUUGAAAAACAGAUAAACACACUGACAAAGAAAGCUCUGGCAGGGGACACAGUCACAAUGGACCUGGUGAAAGAUCUCCAGAAACGCUUAGAGGAGCUAGAAACUCAGAUCAAGAGCCCACCAGAUAACUCAGUUGCUGGAAAUCGAAGGUCAAAGAGCAGAUAUGUAGGUCAAGGAGAUGCAAACCUUCCAUUCAGUGACUUAGAGGGAGGUCAGAGGUCAAGGAAAAUGUCAGGGUCACAGAAAAAAGGAGGAGAUUUUGAGGAAUUAAAACAGGAGAGGAAACAACACCGCAGCGAGCUUCGGCAACUUCAGUCGGAACUGAGCAGAAUUCGACACAAUGACCCAAUUCGCUCUGUUGAGAUCAGCAUAAAGGAUUUAGAUUAUGAUGAGUCUGAUGUGAUGGGAGAGGGGUCGUUUUCCACAGUUUACCAUGGUCUGUACCAGGGAUCAGAUGUGGCAAUCAAACAGCUGAGAGUUCCUCUCUGCCCACAGGACUACAACUACUUUGCUGCAGAGGUGAACCUGUUGAAAGACCUUAGACAUCCACGUGUGGUGCUACUGAUGGGGGUUUGCACCACUGAGCGGCUCCCUCUGAUGGUGCUGGAGUACAUGGCCAACGGAACACUACACCAGAGGCUGCAUGACACUAGCAGCCCAGCCCUAGAUCAUGCAGAGUUCUUCAGAUAUGCUCAUGACAUUGCUCUGGGUAUGAAUUAUCUUCAUCAACACAAACCAGCAGUCUUACAUUUAGACUUGAAAUCAAUGAAUGUUUUACUGUGUGGGGACAAUAGAGCAAAGAUAGCCGAUUUUGGAUUUUCAAAAUUCAGACAUGAUGCAGACCUGAAGGCCAGUAGAGCCUCAAAGUGUAAGCCUGUUCAGGGCUCCCCCUGCUGGAUGGCACCAGAGCUACUAGAAACAGGGGACAUAACUACAAAGGCUGACGUCUACAGCUUUGCUAUUGUCCUGUGGGAAAUGUUAACCAGGAAACAGCCAUUCGAAAAUUGUUCAGUCUAUCAGGUGUUGGAGAAAAUACGGACAAACAAACGACCAGAGAUUCCAGAGUCAUGUCCAGACCAGUUGUCUAGCUUCAUCAAACAAUGCUGGGAUCCCCUACCCACAAGGAGACCUCCGUUCAGGGAUAUUUUGAUCAAACUGGACCACAUGACCUUUCCACCUGAUUGGCAGGCUCUCUUUAAGGAGGCGGGAAUUCCUCCUGUGGCCCUAGAAGAUGUCCAAUCAGCACGCACCAUUAUCAGUCUAGUCAGCAACACGUUGGAUACAGAAAAUGUACGCACACUUGUUCAGGACAUCAGAAUGUCACAUGACAGUCAUGUGCCCCCCACAGAGUCCCUGACCCUGUGUAUUCCUGAAGACCCUACCCCCCGUCCAAGAUCAAGUCUGGAUUCUGACUCUUCAUGCGAUAGUCUUUCACUUUCCAAUGGUUUCACAAACAAAAAAUUAGAGCUUUCAUCUCCAAGUCCAAAUCAAGCACCUGUUGUGAGCAGCAGUGUGGAUUUAAGUUUAAAUUUGAAGGCUUUGAACAGCGAGAGGUCACCUAUAGUUCAUGAUGCAAAGAAAUCCAUUGAAAUCAAUGAAAGCAAUGACUCAAAGUCACCAAUAGAAAAAUCAUCAAGCACAUCUAACUGUCAGCAACACACAAAAACUGAGCAGCAAAAUGUAACAAGCCAACAGCAGCAAAUCACGACAGAUGAACAAAAGUCCACUACACAGAGAUCUAGUGUUACUAGGUUGUCACUAGAUGCAGAAACUUUAAACAAGCAGAAGCAAAAACUGAAAACCUCUAAUGAUUUUGAAACGGCUAGAAAAGAAUCUCCCAAAGUGCAGAAAAGUCUAGAAAAAAAUGCAUCUGUUACAAAAGAGAGUGCUUCCAAAACCCCCAAACCCACUCCUAGAUCAUCAAAAGGUGUUCCACAUGUAUCACUGCAAGAUGAACUAAAGCUUCGAUUAAGUAGUGGAGAGCCCCUGAAAUCAAAUGGUGAGCCAAUAUUAAAGGAAAAUAAAAUGGUUCCUGCUUCACCAGGAAAAGACAGUGGUUUACCUCCGACUCGUCAGACUAAAGAAACAGUGACUGUCCAGACUUCUAACUCCAUCAUGGAAAACAUAGAGUCAGGAGAGGAGAAGAAAGAGGAUAGAUCUGAGGAUAUUGAGGACAUUCCUGAGGAGAUUGAGGACAUUCCUGAGGAGAUAGAGGAGGAAGAUGACAUAGAUGUGGAUAGUUUGGAUGAAAUGCCUCUUCGAGACAGCCUGGAAACAGAGAAUAGUGGUCUAUUAAUGAAACAAUCCAAUUCCUUCAAAGUGGUCACAGAUACAAGCACCAGAGAGAAUGUUAGAAGAAGCAAAAAUGGGUCCAUCCUUGAUGAACUUAAUUCCAAGUUUUAUGAUGCAAAGAAUGUGAAAGUAAUAGGGCAACAGACAGGUUCUCUUUUGUCUUUAGGAACUGCCAGACAAAGUAUUGAGGCAUGGGUGGAUGAAAAAGAUAGAAUGGACAGUGCUAGAAGUGACCGCUCCAGGAAAAGAACCCCUCCCUCACAGAUGAUGCCUCCCCCAAUACUGAUCCCAGAAAACCCACCCCCUCCACCUCCCCCUCCCCCUCCUCCUCCACCACCUUUUUCAAGCCAAAGUCUUCAAGGGCCACCUACUUCAAUACAGACUGGAUUUUCAGUGGUCUCCCCUUCACAAUCUUCUUUGAAAACCUUGGCUCUUCCUUCUACCUCCCCACGGCGUAAACAGCCAAUAAAAUCUGAGGCAGAGUUGAGGACUAAAUUUAGCUCUGAAAAUACAGGGUUUAUGUUGAAGUCAGUAGAGCUGCGUGAACGAAAGGAACUUCUAGUCCCAACAGAUGAACCUCAUCCCUAUCAACUGAAGGAUCUAAGUCAAGUCAGCAAAGGAACCAUUUCCUCCAUAGCAGACAUUCUGAAACAGGCUGUGUCAAGCAGGCGGAUGGCUAUGAAAGAAGAUAUGCAUAGCCCCACCCACUCUGUUGCCAGUAGUUGGUCAUUUGUAGAUGAUUGACAGCAUCAUGAAGACACUCCCCUGUUUAUGUUUUUGCUAGUCUGUCUUACAUUUAUUCUCAAAUAUGUACCACAAUGUAUUCCUUUCAGUGUAUUUGCUAAAGAGAGGCAAGUGCAUCCAUCCUUGAUCUUCUAAGUUUAGAUUAAAUUAAAAACCUUGUCUGUCCCUCUGUCCAGCUUUUUAAAUAAUACUCGUAAAUCAUAAAUAUUUGUAGUGGCUCAGUUUUCGUGGAAUUUUAUCUGUAACCCUCAUCCACUUAUUCCAAUUCUCAAUUGAUUUUAAAAUUUGAUCUGUUUUCAUUAUUUAUGAAAGUGAGUCCACCAAACUAUGUGCCCAGAAUAAAAACUGUACCCCCCCCCCCCUCAAACAAAUUCAAAUAAAUUCACAGUAGAUUAGUUCUCCAUUAAUAAAUCUCUAUUACACUGAUAUAAUUCAGCACAUAUCAGGCAGGCAAUGUCAGUCUACAAUUUGCAGGCAUAUGUCCUAAUUUUAUCUAAUAUUGAUACAUAUAUUUGAGGACAACACUCAUAACUAAUUUUAUUAACUCAUGCCAAAAGAAUUUUUUACCCUACUUUAGCACUUCAUAUACACAUUAGUCUGAUCAAAGCAUUCAUGCAUUCAUUUUCUCAAAAUCCUUUCAAACUGACUGUUAGAUUACUAGCUAGUUUCAGUGUCAAGAUCAAAGUCCUCAGACAACCUUGACCUUCAAUUUUAUUUUGUUGUGAAUCUCAAUAACAUGCCAUUAAGGCAUUAUUUCAUGUCAUUAUUAAUGCACUUAUGUUAUUGUAUCAAGUUGGACAUUCCAAAACCUAUUGAACAUACACAAGUGAUUUACACUGACAACAUCUAAUUUGUUUGUAAUGAUAUGGCAGUUACAUGUAUAGGUAAAAAGUUACCGAGUGCUGAAGGUAAUAUAUUGUCUACACAAAAUAAUGUGAUUCAAGCAAUGAACAAUCGUUUUCAGUUUAGUGCUAAUAAAGUAAUAUUGUAUAUGUUGCCAUGCAAGUGUUCUGUGUGUUGUCAAAUUUUUUGUCACAUUCCAAUCUUUACAUGCUAUUACAUGUAUUUUAAAGUAUCUAUGUUGUGCAGUGUCAUAAUGUCUUAAAUUGUCACCAUUUUCAUACACAAACUUUAAUUAAGGUAUUGUGAUGUUAUUUUUUAUACUUGUGUCAUGGAGUGCAAGAAUCACUUUUUUUUUUUAAUUUUUGGGGGGUUUUAGCACAAUUUUUGUUUGUUUUGGUUGAAGAACACUUUAUAGAACUGCAGUUUACAUGUAUGUAUGAAUUAUAAAAAUACAUGUAGUUACAGAGUUUAAAUUAAGAUUAUUUCAAGCAUAAAACAUUAAUAACACUUAAUAUGUUAAUAGAUAGAUAGAUUUUUAUUGUAAAGAAUCAGGUAGUCCAUUUAAAACAAAAACAAUCUAUAUAGAAAAUUAAAUGUAUUUACUUAAACAUUUAUUAUAAUUUAUUUACAUGUAGUAAAUAUAGUAGAGAUACAUGUAAGUAAUAUAAUUAUCUACAUAGUUAUUUAACUAUUUACCUAAGGUAGUUUACUUGGUUCUGCUUGAAGCUUGCGGGGUGUAAAAAUUGAAAUUCUUUUGAAGUGAUUAGAUUGAAAUUUGAUUUAUGCUACGACCAGUAGCUCCUUUAUUUCAAAUAUAAAACUUGUAAGAGAGUGAAAAUCUUGCCAUUGCAAGCCAAUGCUGACCUGCAUUCCAUCAAUUUUAAAGGCAUAAAGAGCUGAUCAACAUUUAUAAAUAGCAAAGAGGGGCCAUUCUUUGAGAGCAAAUAUGAAUAAUAUUAAUAUAAUAUAUAAAAUAAUUCAGCAUCCGUCCUUGUUAGCCAAUUCUAGCUCAGGGUUAUAUAUUUACAUUGUUAUUAGUUAUCAAUGACUGUACGUCUCUUGUUGUAAUGUAAUACUGUAUGUAUAGUAUAGACUGCAGCAAACAAUGUAAUCAAUUUGAUAGGUACAAGUACUGUUAAA
Messenger RNA from Magallana angulata, 7417 nucleotides. RefSeq names its product cyclin-dependent kinase 12-like. Gene Ontology annotation, biological process: protein phosphorylation. The coding region runs from base 176 to 5434 and encodes 1752 amino acids. The record is from RefSeq and is a predicted model, not a curated record. Lineage: Eukaryota; Metazoa; Mollusca; Bivalvia; Ostreida; Ostreidae. Gene Ontology annotation, molecular function: protein binding; ATP binding; protein kinase activity. The transcript is spliced from 16 exons.